ACAACGCAAAGAUGUUCAUUGUGCUUAUAUUAACAAGCUUGUUAUAUUUUGUGGGUGGCACCACUUAUGUAACCACCGACAGUCACGUUGAGGUGCCAAUAUACCAGAAACGACCGUUGAGCGAGCAAAUGGAGAUGAUUGAUAUCCUGGAUUUGGGAGACCGACCGCGACGACAGGCGGAACCCAAUCUGCACAAUUCAGCCUCCAAAUUCCUGCUGGAGGUGUACAAUGAGAUUAGCGAGGACCAGGAACCCAAGGAGGUCCUGCAUCAGCGCCACAAACGCUCGCUCGACGAUGAUAUCCUGAUUUCCAACGAGGAUCGACAAGAGAUUGCCAGUUGCAAUAGCAUUCUGACCUUUUCCAGUCGAGCGAAGCCCGAUGAACUGGGAAACGAGCUGGAUAUGCACGUAACCUUCAAUACCAACGAUGUGCCAGUGGAUUUGAGCCUGGUUCAGGCCAUGCUCAGGAUAUACAAACAGCCCAGUUUGGUUGACAGGAGGGAGAACUUUACGGUUUCUGUGUAUAGGAAACUGGACAACCGACAGGACUAUUCCUACCGCAUCCUGGGCUCCGUGAACACUACAUCCAAUCAGCGUGGCUGGCUGGAAUUCAAUUUGACCGAAUCCCUGAGAAUGUGGUUGGCCAACAAGGGUUUGCCACGACGAAACGAGUUAAGGAUCUCCAUUGGCGACUCCCAGCUGAGCACCUUUGCAGCCGGAUUGGUGGCUCCACAGGCCAGUCGUUCCAACUUGGAACCCUUCAUAGUGGGCUAUUUCAAUGGGCCCGAACUCUUGGUCAAAAUACAGAAGCUUCGUUUCAAAAGGGAUCUGGAGAAGCGACGGGCCGGUGGAAGUCCACCACCUCCUCCACCACCACCCGGGGAUUCAUACAGGCCACCACAAUCCUGCGAGCGACUCAAUUUCACUGUGAACUUUAAGGAGCUGCAGAUGCACAACUGGGUGAUUGCACCCAAAAAGUUCGAGGCUUACUUCUGCGGCGGUGGAUGCAACUUCCCGCUGGGCACCAAAAUGAAUGCCACCAACCACGCCAUCGUCCAAACCCUGAUGCAUCUCAAACAGCCGCAUCUGCCCAAGCCCUGCUGUGUGCCCACGGUCCUGGGAGCCAUCACCAUACUGCGCUAUCUCAACGAAGACAUCAUCGACCUCACCAAGUACCAAAAGGCAGUGGCCAAGGAGUGUGGCUGCCACUAG
Drosophila rhopaloa is the source of this 1211-nucleotide messenger RNA. It is a transcript of the gene scw, whose product is annotated as protein screw. Gene Ontology annotation, biological process: SMAD protein signal transduction; BMP signaling pathway. Gene Ontology annotation, cellular component: extracellular region. The transcript has a single exon. Lineage: Eukaryota; Metazoa; Arthropoda; Insecta; Diptera; Drosophilidae. Gene Ontology annotation, molecular function: growth factor activity; cytokine activity. The record is from RefSeq and is a predicted model, not a curated record. The coding region runs from base 12 to 1211 and encodes 399 amino acids.